Echinococcus granulosus is the source of this 474-nucleotide messenger RNA. RefSeq names its product DNA-directed RNA polymerases I, II, and III subunit RPABC3. Gene Ontology annotation, cellular component: RNA polymerase II, core complex; RNA polymerase I complex; RNA polymerase III complex. Gene Ontology annotation, molecular function: DNA-directed RNA polymerase activity. The record is from RefSeq and is a predicted model, not a curated record. The transcript has a single exon. The coding region runs from base 1 to 474 and encodes 157 amino acids. NCBI's taxonomy places the organism in Eukaryota, Metazoa, Platyhelminthes, Cestoda, Cyclophyllidea, Taeniidae. Gene Ontology annotation, biological process: DNA-templated transcription.
AUGACUGCGUUGCUAGAGGACAUUUUUGAUGUCAAAGACGUUGAUAAAGAUGGAAAGAAGUUUGACAAAGUCUCGCGCAUUUUUGGAGAAAGCGAGUCCUUUAAGAUGGGUUUGAUUCUCGACAUACACUCCCAGAUAUAUCCUCUUAACAAGGGAGAGAAAUUUCGUUUAGUUUUGACGAAAUCUCUGCUAAAUGAUGUAAGUAACGUCGCGGACGACGACGACGAUGAUGAAGAUGCCGCAGAGGAGCUGGACGGUCGGUUGGAUAAUAGCAAAAUGGCAGAGUUUGACUACGUGUGCUAUGGGAAAAUUUAUCGUAUUGAAGGUCAGGAUGGUUCUGACGACACUAAUAGACUGGCUUGCUAUGUCUCCUUUGGGGGUCUGUUAAUGCAACUCACAGGAGAUGCCAGUAACCUCCAAGGAUUCCGUGUUGGGAAGCAUCUUUACCUGAUGAUGAAGAAAUUGGCCUUCUGA